AUGAGGGAGUGUAGGAAAUGUAAAUCAAGUGAGUAUACAAACAAAAAUCUUAUAAUGCUUAUCAAUGAAUGUGGUCAUCCUCUUUGCAAAAACUGCGUCGAUAAUUUAUUUGCUAGAAAUGCGGCACCUUGUGAAGUUUGCGGCAAGAUGUUGAAGAAAAAUAACUUUUGGGAGCAAGUCUUUGAUGAUCCAGUUAUCGAGAAAGAGAACUUUAUUCGGAAACGAAUUCGCAAGAUUUACAAUUUGCGAGAAGCCGAUUUUCCAAACUUGCGCGAGUUCAAUGACUACCUUGAAAGGGUAGAAACAAUCGUUAUGAACUUAAUUCAUGAGGAAGAUGUUGAUGGAACGGAGAAAGAAAUCAAAGCUUUUCAAGAAGCGCAUGGCGAGGAUAUUGAGCGUAAUCGAAAAAAGCUGGGCCCGGAUGAGCUGUGGAUUCAACAACAAAUCAGAGAAGAAUCCGCGAUGAAAGCUCGAUUGCAUGAUUUGAGAAGCACUGAUGAAUUUAAAGUUCAUCAAGACAACCAAAACAUCAAAGAGGCAAAAGAAGUUAUCAAAGAACUUCGAGAUUCCAAUGUUGCCGCAGGAUUGAUUUUGGAUCGAGAACGAAAGAGGCAAAUUGAACAAGAGUUAGAAGAACGCGAAGAGGUGGAACGUCGCAAAAAGAUGAAAAAAGAUCGUAAAAGAUUGGAUGGUAUCAGCUUUGCUGCUCAUCGUAUUGCUGGACGGGCCUACAUUCACAAACCGGUGCUUCUCGAGCUCAAUGGGCCACCAAUGCCAACCAUGGAAGAAAUUGAAUCAAGCGGGUACUUACAAUGGGUGCGAGAGCCUUCAGCGCACCGACGAGCUGGUGGAUUCACUUCGGCGAUCGCUUGUUAUCGAGCUCUUCUUGAGGUCCGCCUCGACUUGUUUGCAGUUCAACAAAAGAAAUCUAUUGCAAUUGAUGGA
Molecule: messenger RNA, 945 nt
Organism: Mesorhabditis belari
Lineage: Eukaryota; Metazoa; Nematoda; Chromadorea; Rhabditida; Rhabditidae
Source: the annotation of a GenBank genome assembly